AAAGACAGCCAUGAACGGGCCAUCUUCACCUAUCAGGAGCAAGCAGCCUAGUAAUGUCCCACCAGGCUUCAGACCGUCUCCCAGGCAGCGACGGCCAAUCUCAGAAAUGACAAUUCGCGAACUCCAAGAUCUUCACAAACUCAAUGCAAAGAUUCUAGCAGACCCGGGUGCAUCAACCUCCACAUACGUGCAGCGAGUUUCCCAAGAGCAGAGAUUGAUCGAGUCCCGACUGUUGGACGUAGAUGGGAUAGAGAAGCUGGGAACAACGCUGAAGAAGACGAAGAUUAAGGGGGAAGGCGAUAUGGAGGUAGAUGAGGCAGAUGAACCACCAGUCAGCCGUACCCUCGAGGCCAAACGGAAAGCUCUCGCUCAAUAUGGGCAACAUGCUCUCAAGUCAGGGGGAACGAGCACCUCCGCAGGGUCCUCUUUCACUCUGGCAGAAGCCAUUGAACUGGAGCAGCAAGCGCACCAGCAAGAGCGGGAACGACAACAACGAAUUUUAGAGAAGAAGAGGCGACAGGGAGUGCCAAUUAGAGGAGAGGUUCUCACCAGAGAAGAGCGAGAGGCUCGAAUUUGGGCAUUCCUGACAAGGAAACCGACGGAUUCGGACCUUGAGGACGAUGACGAUGACGACUCCUCAGACGACGACGAUCCGGCUGCAUGGUUCGAAGACGACCAAGACGAUGGGGUCAAAGGCCAAGAUAUAGUGGAACCAGAUUUCGAUGAUGACCUCUCUCACAUUAUCCAAGUGGACCACAGCAGAAUUGGUUAUGAUACUUUCUAUCCAAAUCGUAACGCGGGAGAUUAAUUAAUUAUGAUCAUAGCAUUAUCAUCUGUACCAUAGGAGAUACCCCUGCCUUACUCGACGCUCAUCGAGCAUGGACUGGGCAAUUCUUGC
Molecule: messenger RNA, 898 nt
Organism: Coprinopsis cinerea okayama7#130
Lineage: Eukaryota; Fungi; Basidiomycota; Agaricomycetes; Agaricales; Psathyrellaceae
Exons: 4
Coding region: 11-808 (265 amino acids)
Source: RefSeq, a predicted model, not a curated record